Peronospora matthiolae is the source of this 495-nucleotide messenger RNA. Lineage: Eukaryota; Oomycota; Peronosporomycetes; Peronosporales; Peronosporaceae. The record is from the annotation of a GenBank genome assembly.
AUGGUAGAGUUUGCCAUCAACAACUCGGUGCAUGCGUCCACGACGCAUACACCGUUUUACGUGAACGGCUUACGCCAUCCGCGUGUACCCACCUUACUAGAGUGUAACUCUGGUUUAAGGGGGGGAGGGACUCGCGCGAGCAAAAACCGAUUUGGUUCACGCUCAUCACGCUCUGACGAAGAAGUCAUUGCGUUUGAUGCCGAUAUCGAUAACAUCGAUAUCGAAGAAGAUGAUGCCAGUGAGAGUGCGGAAGCCCUCACUGAAGACAAUGAUCCCAGUGAGAGUGCGGAAGCCCUCACUGAAGAAAAGGUUGUUGUUGCUGCAGUGCGCUCACAGCACACUGAAGCUAACGAGUCAUCAGAUGAGUUCAUACUGGCUCGUGAAACGGUAGUCCGUUUUGUGCAAGACUCCAUCGCCGAAGCGGUGGAUAAGAAAAAGCAAACGCAGACAAGAAUGGAAGGGCAAACACUCUUUUAUUUAGUAAAGGUGACUUAG